AUUCGCAUCGCGACGCCCUUCGUUCCCACGAUCCGCACCCGAAAGGUGGAUCGAGGGCCACGAGCAACGGUACCAAUCGAACUCGAUUCGUGUGCGAUAAACCCUGUGCCCAGGAACUCCCUCGCAUCGCGUUUUAUUCUUCGAGUGCGUGACAACAUUUAAAAUAAAUAAAUAAAUUGUAAUACGUUAAACCGUUCACGUGUAACUUAGUGUGAAAAGAGUUUGAAAGAAACAAUUUCUAUUCCUUUUUUUUAAUCGAUAAGGUGAAUUGCAAUAAACGAAUACUUUAAUCUCGAUGGAAAUUACGAAGUUCGUCGAUGAAUUCUGAGACCACUCGAGGUUUCUUAUUUACUCUGUUCGUGUUGAUAGUGUGUUGAUUGUGAGUGCCGAAAGAGAAAGAGAAAAGGAUAACGUGUUCGCCAGGCCACGUUGAUUUUUGCCCACGUUUGCGUCGAUCGCUCGAAACACAAACGGACCGUUAGUUUUUCGUAAUCACGUGAAUCUUCAUACGGUGUCUCUUCAGUUCGCUUCGAUCGGCCGUGGGGCGCUAUCGAAAUUGAAAAUUAUGCAAACAUAAUUUUCAUCGUGGCGCCCGUUUGCGUCAGCGCUGCGCGCCAGUGGUACACGUCCUGUCUGCCUUGUUUUACAAAGUUCACUGCCAUUGCAGCGGGAUAAUUCAAGUAAAUUUUGUCGUUUCAAGCAAUUUUCGUACGCUUUCGGGAUGGAGUAACUCGAAGACGGUGGAUAUAGGAUGAGGCGACGUAGAGAGAGCCAGUGAAGAUGAUAUUAAGGCAGGGAACUGAUUGAAACGAGGGAAAUGGCGAUUCUCGCGUCCGUUAUUGUAAUGGGUGCUGCGCGUUUGAGUGUGUGGUGCGGAGCUGUGCUGUUCGUGGCUACGACGCUUGUCCGCUCCGAAAUCUCAUGGACACCAGUCUACUUGGGGCAACACAUUCCAGGUCAAGUGGAUCUUUGGACACAAAAGACGAAAGGGUGCCCCUGCAGUUUUAAUUCGUCCAGCAACGAGUGCGCGUGCUGCGUCCCGUCAGGAGGAUGCAGUUGUGGUGCAGCAUCGCCGGACAGAUGCGUUCAGUGCGGACUGGAGGAACACUGCGGCAAUAUGUGCAAUAUAACGCUGGACAGCAAGCAGUUGUUCAGCAAAUCGGAUCGUGGCUUCGGGCAAAUAAAGUCGCCACCUCUUGAAGGGCCAUCCAGGUGUACGUAUAGGUUCGUCCCAGACACGGGCCAACGAGUCGAGGUACAAAUCCAUCGACUGAUUGCGAUUGGGCGACAUAACGGCACAGCAUGCGAGGGUGGUUGGCUCCAGCUCGAAGGCGGUGCUCGAGUUUGCGGCCGCGACGAACGUUUCGGUCAACCCGUUGUUCUGUUUUCCGACAAACAGGUCCCAAUUCUCCACAUGCAGAUAAACGAGAACACCACGAGAUCCCAGUUCAUGGCGUACUUUAGCUUCUCGUCCAGAGCAAGCAUGUCCGUUGGCUGGCCAGUGAAAGGCGGGUAUCCAGUGAACAACACAGAAUGCGACUGGGUGUACGAAGACACCGACUGCCACGAUGGAUGCGUACUAGCGAGUCCCGGAUAUCCUGGCCUAUAUCCUCCGAACAUCCGGUGUCUGUACUUAAUUACUUCCGGUCCUCGGAUGUCCAUUGCAAUUAACUUCAGCUCUGUGCUACUCCCGGACAAUCACCGCACAAGCGACUAUAUCGCCGUGUAUUCGGGACCAACAACGUCGAGUCCUCUCCUGAGGAUGCUAUGCUGCAAUGAAACCGACUCCUUGAAAUACGAUGGACAGAAGCUUCUAGUCGAAUUCAAAACGGGUCCUGAAGUGCCACCAUACAAUUACAACGGUUUCGUUGCGAGUCUAAGUUUCAUCGAAAUAACGACGGAAGCGCCGACGACAGUUACUGCGGACCCCAUCAAUAAAAAUCUGGACACGAUGAAGUCGAUCGGUUACAACGUGCACUACAGCAACCGGGCCCUCCACGAUCACAGAAAGGACCAGGGCUCGGUGACGAGCAGCUGCGACCUGGAGGUCAAUGGCGAGGAUGUUCGUUCGGGUCACCACGACACCAGAGGGAAGCUCAAGUCGACGACGUGCAGACUCGUGCUUCGAGGACGUGCUUAUGACACAGGACACGUUUCGCUGGCCAGUUACAAUCUCAGUGCUCCCUCCUGUCAAUCUUCGAUCGAAAUAUACGACGGGAUUCCCGAAGAAGUGAUGCUUGGCACCAUGAAAUCUCUCAAGAGAAUCUGCAGUCCAGCGCAGAGACUUCCACGGGAAUUCAAGCAACAAGAUACCUACAUCGAACCGAAAAGGUACUCGUCCAACGGCAGAAAUAUGAUGGUCGUUCUGAGACGAGCCUCGAAUAGCCCCACCGACGAGGAAUACAUGGACGUCUCCUACUACUUCCACAAUGAACGCGAGGGUGGCACUCAACAACCGGCCAGCGUGUGCAACGUUGAAUAUUACGGAUUGACCUCACGGGUGAAUGGUUCCGUGGUGCAUCCGGAGCCUCACCGAUUAUCCGCCAUGAAGGGGCCUAUAAAGUGCAAGCAGCACUUCAUUCCAGCUCGUAAUCAGUCGGUCGUCAUUCGAGUGGAAAGCAGUACGGAACGGAGACCGAACAACACGUGCGAAACCAAGUGCGGGGACAGCGGCUGUCAGUGCGACAGCAGUGAAUCCCUCGAGACAAUGGACCACCUUCUACUGGUCUCUGAAACUGGUCACAUCGUCACCUGCCUCUGCGGGAAUUAUCAGGACUGGCUUCCUGUUGGCAUCCGUAGCUGGACACCAGUAUACAUUGAGUGGUCGAGGUCCUCGGAGGGCCUCAAUUUCCGCGCGGCUUACGAGUUUAUCAACGACACUUAUUGCGGUGAUUACACGACUACCAAGCUAGAAGGCGAGGUCAAUGGCGGUGACCUGGCCAGCAGCGGGCUGAAGCUAAAUCAGUACUAUCAGCAAAGAUGCACGUGGAUAUUGCAGUCAUUGACGGAUCGACAGCUCACCAUUGAAGUGAAAUCUACACAGAGCCGACCCUGCACCGCUUGGAAUCUGACGAUACACGAGUACAGCGAGAUUGGCGAUCCAGCUGGUCCAAGGCUGCACACAUUCUGCUCGAGGGACACGCACAAAAAUUUCACUCUUCCCUGGAAGACGAACACAGUCGUCGUUAGAUUACAAGCUCUUGGAAGAACCGCUCCAGAGUAUACGAUGAAGUGGAGAAGUCAAACGGUAAUCGCGAAUACUCACAAGAGUGGACCAUCGCCGGCGCCUAAUCACGUGCGCGAUUCCUCGAGUGGAAACCGAUCACACGAAAUGAUGAUCCUAAUUCUCGCCACGAUACUGCUCGCUCUAACGACCGGUUGUUGAGUAAUGGAGCUUGACAUGUCGUGUCCGUACACGUUCCUGUUCAAUGAGAAACAAACUAUACGAACAAGCCCAAGGUUGGUCUUGUGUGUGUAUCUACACGGUUCUGAUAUCAUAUCGAUGCUCGUGUUUUCCUGCUUGGAUUACUUUUAAUGGUUCACGACAGGAUGAUGAAUUUUGAAAACCAUGGUAACGUUUGGAAACUUCAUUUAAAGUCCAUUGUAUAAUUUUUUCAAAUAAUUAUCUAUUACCUGGAAGUACAUAGAGCGAAUCAUAGAUGUGUUGACUUAAAAUGAUUGAUAUGAAUUCUUAGAACAAAAUAUUUUGGGCUAUUAAUCUGGACAAGGUUUCAAGCAAAGACAAAAAAAUGUUUAAAACAAAAGUUAAUUUGUUUUCAAUCGGCUACAAAUUUUCGUGUGAAGAAUUUGCAAACAAACUUUUUUUUCCAUAAAAUGUCAAAGUACACUUGACUUAACUUUGCAAUUUUCUAAAUCUUGCUAUAUGAAGGUUUAAAGAAUACCCUUCGUUAUCUGAUAUUUAAGAACAUAAGAAAAAAAGAGAUCAUUUGCCUUUCUUGUUUAUCUUCUGAAUUUUACUACAAAAUUUUUAUUUGAAUAAAUUCUACGUCCAAUUGUAUAGAGUCCCUUCGUUUAGGCUGACGAAAAAAUUGUCUGAUCACAAAUUCAUCUGAAAUAUAAAGUUAAGGAAAUUUUACAAUCUGCCUAAAUGUAACUAAUGUUAAAUUAUUCAGUUUUUAAAAUCUUUCAAAUAUUUGUAUCGGUUUAUAGUUAAACAUUGACCUUAAGGUAAUCACAUACCUAUAUUUUAAACAAACUUCCAAAAGCUAUCUUAUAAUUCAGCCAGUUAUCCUGUCGCAAUCCUUCAGCGAAGUAAUAAAGGAAGAGUCUAAGAAUUUCAAUUUACUUGACUGAAUAAACGAUAAUCAGGCAAUCAGUUUCUGUGUAAUUCAAGUAAACAGUAUCUGGAUAAUCGAUAUUCAGAUAAUUGUCUCACUACUGUACCUUUCGAUAGAAUUAAUUCGUCCUGACAGAGGAACACGCUAACAAUGCCGAGCAAUUUUAGCGAAAUAUCGGAAUCAUUUUACACAGACACGGGUUGUGAUAGAAUCGCCGGUGACAGAACGUUGAUUUCAAAUUUUAUCUAUAGCGCGGGCAACAGGUUGUUUCUGAAUUGCUCUGCGCAAAUGCAGGCAUCGCUAUGUAUUCUUAUUUACCGAACAAAUAUAUGAACUUUUCAUGAAACAAGUGUAUGUGAAUAUUUGUUAAAAAACAAUGCAAUUUUUUGCGCUAGAGUAUUGUUUGAAUCGGUUGAUCGUUUAUAUGUGAACGUUUUAUUGCACAAUAUACACACUUGGAAACUCAAUAAAACAAUAGACUAGGAUUAAUUGGAACGUUUUUGAUUAUAUAUUUUACCGUGACUUUAUUCUAUGUUCUAUCUGUUUUACAAUAGUCUUCAACUAAAGCAAAAUUUGUUUUCAUAAAUACUAUCAAAAUAGUUUUUUAGAAGAAUCUCGACAAACGUUUCAAAUGACCUUAUGCCUGGGUCAAUAAAAAGCAAUGCUUGAAAUUAGUUGUUGCAUCUAUGAGUAAAAGAUAAUUAUGUUCAAAGAAUUAUUUUUAUUUCUUAAUAUUCACCUUCAACAGCAUUAUUAAAUGAAUUACGAAUGAGCUAAUAAACAACUACAAUACAUACUAAACAAAAAUUAGAUUCAUUAAAAUCACUAAAAAUGAAACAAGAUUUAAUCAAAUUACGUGAAAAAUUCUAUACGUCAAGUGAAAAAUGUUUCAAUCGACAACGAAACAAUUGUAUGAACUGACCUAACUCCGUUGUUCCAAGUAUUUAAUGUCACAGAAAAAAAGUAGAUAGGUGUUUAACAUUUUAAAAUCAACUGGGAUAUUCAUCGUUAUGAUAAUAUAAAUUUGACAAAAAAAUAACAACAGAUUUGAAUAAAUGAACAAUAUAAAAACAGUUGGAAAACUUAUUUUUCCUGUUCGAAAAGUAAUACAUCCAAAUAAAAAUGUUCUAAGUGUCCAAAUCAUUGAUAAGUACUAAGCGACACGUUUAGACAUGAAAACUGGUCCUUCUUCCACCAACCAUUUUUAAGAUAUUUCACAUGUUUCUAUUGAACCAUGUUUCAAUUAAUCUCAGUCUCCACUGCCCGUUAAACACAGUAACAAUGGCUAAAUUGCACUGUAUUUCUGUACAAUGUAUUCAUAUAGGAAAUUCAGACCUCUAUUAUUCGAUUCGGGCACUAAAUCAUUCACGAAUAUAUAAAUAAAAUUAAUUACAACUUCAUAAUACGUAAUAUAUUGUGCAUUCAUAAUACAGUUAAAUAUUCAGUUAAAAUAGACGUAAUUGUAAUAUACUUUGAAUUAGCGAACAACAAUAUGUAGAUUUGAUAUUAGUUAUUUAAUUAAUUUACAUAUUAAUUAUAAGUAAUUUAUUUCAAUCACCGCUUGAUUAAAUAACUCAUUUUAAAAUGAUAGUUUGUAUGUUAAUUCCAAACAAUUGUUCUAAUUCCAAAAUAUUUUGAGAGAUAAAUUAAAAUUUAUGGACUAGAAGAUCAAUAUUUAUCAUCCGAAUACCAGUUUAUCGAAAAAUCUCGCAGACACCACGCUCAAAAUUAAAUAGUGUCAAGAAAAUUUGUGUUAGACUUUAUGAAAACACGAGCAUCGAACAAUAAUCGAAAAUAAGAGUUCUAAAACGAUUUAACCGAGGCUCAAGGGAUAUUGCUCGAACGUAAAGGUUUCUCGAUCAAAAGUUUCACGAUGACUUCUCUGGCAAAUUAGCAUAACUACAAAGGACAUAGUCGAUGAGAAUUAACAUCGAAUAAUUGGUAACGAAUCGCAUUUUGGAAUUCAACGCGCUAGUCGGACUACAUAUAUAAAUAUAUAAAUAAUAUAAAAAAUAAAUUAAAGAUAAAUGAGAAGAGAUAUACAUAUAUGCUACGAAUCACUCGGUGUAUACCACUCGUUCUAGUCCUAAGAGUCUAAUAGAACAUGUACAUAUUAUACAUACAUAUGCGUAUACAUAAAUCUGUGCAUAGGGUGGAACGUCUAAGUGGAAAUUCGCGAACGCGUCUGUCAUUUUUGAGAGCAUGACAAUCUACUCUAGAAAACAUCUUUCUAAAAUUUGUAUGAUUUUUGGCAGACUAUAAAGAGGAACCUACAUAGCUUCCAAGUUUCUGUAAUAUUCGUUCCGAAUAACCACAAUGUUAUGUAGUCAAUAUUUUCGAGCAUUUGGAAGAAAUGUUGCCAAAGUUAUUUCGCUUCAAUUUAUUUUCAGGAAUGUUUUCAAAGAGGAAAAACUUUAAUGAUCUUAAGAAUUUCUAAAGAAAUUUAUCAGCAGAAUCUUGAUGUAAUUUUGUUUAAUGUUCUUAGUCGUUACAAAAAAUAAUAUAAAAGAAGUAAGAGAGUUCGAUUACUUAAAAAUUUCUAAACAACUGGUAGUGAACAAUCUUGAUGUAAUCUUCUUCCUAUUACACUAGUUAUUUAAAAGAAAAUUAUACUAAAGUUAUUUUACUAGUGUUCAUUCUUUAAGGGUCCCUAAAAAGAAAAAAAAAAUGUAAUACCUCAAGAGUUUCUGGAAACAUGAUUCAAAGCAUUCGUGAUACAAUCUUAUCAAUAUUCCUGUUCCUUCAAACAAAAAUAAUACAACAAUUUUUUUACUGUGCUGGUUGUUCUGUAAGGACUAUGAAAGUGAAAAUAAUUUUAAUACCUUUAUAAUUUCUGAAUAAAUAAUCCUGAGGAAACUUGAUACAAUCUUCGGUUUAAUAUUCGCAUUCUUCCAUAUCAAAAUUAUUUAUUUAAAUGAUAUGUAUUGUCUCCAAGGGCCUCGAGUAGAAAAGAGCUCUUCUAGCUUUCAAAUUCCUAAAUAAAUAAUCUUGAGCAACAUAGACAUCGUCUUCCGUUUAAUGUUCACAUUCUUUCAAUGAGAAACAUUACCGAUACUAUUUCAUCAAUAUCUACUCUCACAAAGGACCUCAAAUAGGAUAGGACUCUGCUAGCUUUAAGAUUCGUAAACGAUGAUCUGUAACAUUUCUACUCAUUCAUUCCCCCUAAAAUGAACACGAAAAUAAGCACCCAGGUGAAUGUGCAUCUCGAGCGUUACUUCUUAGACUUCCUAUCCUGUGUGUAUAAAUAUACAUAUAGCGAGUAUAAAUUACGAAAAAUGGAAAAAAAAAUACGAAACAGAAUGGAAAACGCGAUGCACGGAUUUGAAGUAGCGAGAACCACACACGUCACCUCUCUCACGCAAAUGCCAAAAGUAAACGUGUAAUAAGUUAUAUUCGAUAAGAGCUCUUUGUACAUACGUGGUAAGGGCGGUUAGGAUUUGUACAGAGUAUCACGAACUACGUUAAGUCGACGGGAUUCAUUGUAAAUUCUGCGGUAAUUCAUUGUAACGAGGCGCGAUUCCGAGGAUGAAUACAGAUUGUAUUUUAACGAACGAGCUUCGAGUGCCCCAAGGGGCUUCUCGAUUAAUUGUUACACCGAACUUCCGGAAGUUCGUUGGGAAAGUCUUUUCUUCCACGUAAAGGAUGUUUGCUCGUAACUUGAUGAAACACGAAUCCGUAAAUCGUGAAUCGUUAUACGAACGAAGCUGUUCCGAUCAACUUCCGGAAACACGAUUGAUAGACUAAGUCUAAGGCAGAUUGGGCAAUAUUAUAAAUUCUUAUCUACAAAAUGUCAACUAACGACCGAAAGAUAAGCUAAAUUUUUAUUCAGUAUGUAUAUCAUAUAGAAAUUAGAAUUUUAAUUGUGUAAUGAAAUUGUAUUUUACGAGGAAAGAAUAGAAAAUGAUACGAUUUGAAGCAAUUUUACUAAUGUUUCAAUGUGCAGGAAUUAAAUUGAUAAGAACAAUAAGUUGUUUACAUGUAAGUAUAGAAGUUAUAUAAGUAGUACGAGGUCUAAACAUGAUCUAAAAAUGUUACAAAAAGAAAAUAUAAAUGAGAUGAUAUAUUAUUAUUGAAAAAAAGUGUGUUACUUAUAAAAUUUAAACACCUUCUCAUAAAUGCCAUACAAUUUCAUAUAUAUUUUGUUUUUGUAACAUCUUUUAAUUAAUCUUACUAAUUACAAAUUCUAUUUUUGAAUUGUGUAUGAAACAAUUUUCUUUUAUCAAUUAGGAAAUUAAAUCCUGAAAGAAUGCUGCAUGUAGUUACAGCAAAAGAAUUAUGUAAGUAAUUAAAGUGGUAUAAAGACGUUGCAAGAAGAAAAUAUAUAUAAAACGAUGUUUUCUUAAUGAUAAAUUGUGUAAUUUCUAAAAAUUAAGCACCUUCUCAUUAAUACCAUAAAAUUUCAUGUAAUAUUUUCUUUUCGUAACGUCCUUGAAUCACUCUUACCAUUUACAACGAAUUCUAUGUUUGAAUUACGCGUGAAACAAUUUCUUUUAUCAAUUUAAUUCUUAUAUUCCGAGAAUGGGUCAACGACUGCUUCAGCUGGCUACAAUCAAUAACUAUUCGAUUGAAAAUUAAGCAUGAACGACCCCAAGUCAUGUACUUUUUAUUAAAAAAAAAAUCUUGCCCAUCUCUGUCCGAAAGUAAGAGCUAACAUCGUGAAUGUUUCAUGUAAGUAUCGGCACGCGAGCAACAUUUAAUUGCCGACUGAUUGAAUCGAAAUGCACGAAGAACCAUCCAUUAAUGCAGAACUUUCCCAUCGGUUUCUAUAAUUUUAUAACGCAUCACCGCACUUCCCCGCAAAUUCUGUAUACCGAAUGAUAGAAAUAAUGUUCUUGGGUUUUCAAACACUGCUCUCGAAUCGCAAGAUGUUGCAUUGUACGGCCACAGGAGGAUGAAUUGUGCUAGUUAUUCGAUGCGUUCCUUUUAGAUUGUACGAUACUAUUGAAUGCACGAGCAUUGAACGAAGAGUAUUGCUCCAGUUUCCAUACAUUCAAUUGAAAUAAGCACGAUGUAAAUAAGAUGAAUACAGUAAAUACGCUUCGUGAGCUUUAAUCUCAAUUUAAUUUUGAUGGAAUUUGUUAAAUAUUAUCAAGAAAUAAAACAAUAUAGUUAUUGAUAUCUAUAUUGUAAUACAGAUAUAACUCUAUUGUUUCUUCUUCUGAUUACUAAAUUAUUACUAAAUUAUAUCUUAUGAUUCUUCCUAUGUAUAUGAGAAAUAUUAUCUUUAUACAUAUACACAUAAAAAUUGUUCUUUCCAAAGGAUAAACCUUCAUAUUACAAUACAUUUCUAUCCAAAUAGUAACAAAUUGAAUAAUAAAGAAUUAUUAUUUUAAAGGAACAAUUGUUGACAAUUUAAAAUACAAACUUAUUCAAUUCUUCGAAAGGAUAUCUCCAGAUAAACUUUUAAGUUGUGUCUAAAAGAAUUUAUAUGUAUUAUGUGACAAAUUAAAAAUGUAGAAAUCAAAGAGGCUCGGUAAAAUAUUUUUAUUUUGAUUGAUGGUAUGGAAAUGCUGGCACUGCUCUUCCAUUUAAUUCUCGUAUCGUUUUGCUGCAAAGUAACACGGUUACGUUGAAAGAGACUUUAAUGCCUGUUAAGAGCGACCCAUUAAUUAUAUAAUCUCCUAUAACACGGGAUAAACAUGUCGAAAAUCAUUACAUAAAUUACGGAAUUAUUAUUAUUGUUGUAUUGUGUAAAUUACAUUGCGAAUAUGAAUCGUAAAUCAUUACAAACCUUCAGUAUAUUCCUAAAUAUUUAUUACAUAAAUUUUGCCAAUUAGCACGUUCAUCCCUAAAAGUUCUCUUAAUAAUAAGAGAAUUUAACUUGUGAGAUUUCAUUUUGCAACAGUCGAUGAUAAUAAUUCAAUGGUAUUUAGUUUUAAUUUAAACUAAUUUUUAGACAUUAAUUUGUACACUAGCGAAUAGAAAGACUGACUUCUCCCACCAAAGUGUGAUUUAUAUCCUUAAGAAGGCUUGGUAAUGAUCGAACGAUUAAUAUGAAAGGUUGACGUAGUCUGACUGCUUUGGAAAUGAAAUAAAAACAUUAAGGUUUGUAUGAUAAUGGAGCAGCUCGAUUGAGAAUAUUCGCGAGCAACUUUUCCGCAACCUCGUCGAAACAGAGAUGAAAGUCACGAUGUAAUUAAUUGCACCGUACGAAGAAAAAAGGUGAGACGCUAUUAAAACAGAUGAAGAGAAAAAAAACAAUUAUAAAGACGGACACCUAUUAACGAUUGUAAUUACCGUCACUGAAACCAGAGGCAUAUGUGAUUGAUUUUGAGUGACUUGUGUUUCAAAUCGGUGAACCGUUUCUCGACAGAGAAUAUUGUCCGUUUUCAGAAUGAAUGUUAAAUAUACGACUGUUUGUUUUUAACGACGCUCGAUAACAAAUUCACAACGAUUAUAAUACGAUUUGUUCCUUAAACGAAUGUACCGGUUUUGCACAAGACAUGUCUAACUACGAACAAGAAAUACAUGUUACAUGUAUGUACUAGCCGCGUAUAUCUAAGUCACAAUAAAUAGUCAAUUGUUUCAUAUAAAGUAUAAAUAAAAUAAAACAAAAAACCAUAACACGAUCGUUAUUUUUCGUGUUGUUGCGCAAUAUGUCGCCUGCAACCUAAACACUUUUCAUUUGCUUAAUUUCUCAUUCAAGUUUGUAUCGAUCCUGAUUUGGGGCUUUAUAUUAUGUUUAUAGUAAAGGUACAGUUGACAACAUGAGUAUGAUUUAAAUAAUAUUUCAUUCAAGGUGUGCUGCUGCUGCUAUUACUGUAACUACGACUAUUGAAAUUAUUAUUAGUACUGUUAUUAAUCUUAUAUUUUUUCCUUUAAAUAAACACUAAUUAUUUACU
Messenger RNA from Hylaeus volcanicus, 11140 nucleotides. RefSeq lists its product as uncharacterized. The record is from RefSeq and is a predicted model, not a curated record. The transcript has 17 exons. Lineage: Eukaryota; Metazoa; Arthropoda; Insecta; Hymenoptera; Colletidae. Gene Ontology annotation, cellular component: plasma membrane. The coding region runs from base 818 to 3385 and encodes 855 amino acids.